UCUACUUUCAAAAAAUCACUCACCCCUGAGAUGCCAGGUGGAUCUGGGCAACCAGGCUCACAGACGAUAAAGAAAGGGCACAGAGGAGUGGACUCCACGGGCGAGACUACCUAUAAAAAGACGACAUCAUCUGCCUUGAAAGGUGCCAUUCAGCUGGGCAUCACACACACAGUUGGAAGCUUGAGCACCAAACCUGAAAGAGAUGUUCUCAUGCAAGAUUUCUACGUAGUAGAAAGUAUUUUCUUCCCAAGUGAAGGGAGUAAUCUGACCCCAGCUCAUCACUACAAUGACUUUCGGUUCAAAACCUAUGCUCCAGUGGCCUUUCGCUAUUUCCGGGAGCUCUUUGGGAUCCGACCGGAUGACUAUCUGUACUCGCUCUGCAAUGAGCCACUCAUUGAACUUUCAAACUCUGGGGCCAGCGGAUCACUCUUCUAUGUAUCCAGUGACGAUGAGUUUAUCAUCAAAACGGUUCAGCACAAAGAAGCUGAGUUCUUGCAGAAGCUGCUGCCUGGCUACUACAUGAAUUUGAACCAGAACCCAAGGACGCUGCUGCCAAAGUUUUACGGCUUGUACUGUGUCCAGGCCGGAGGCAAAAACAUUCGCAUUGUCGUGAUGAACAACCUACUGCCGCGUUCUGUCAAAAUGCACCUGAAAUAUGACCUGAAGGGCUCUACCUACAAACGCCGAGCAUCCCAGAAGGAGCGGGAGAAGGUCUUCCCAACAUACAAGGACUUGGAUUUCAUGCAGGACAUCCCUGAUGGCCUCUUCUUAGACUCUGACAUGUAUAAUGCUCUGUGCAAAACGUUACAGAGAGACUGCUUGGUCCUGCAGAGCUUUAAAAUCAUGGAUUACAGUUUGCUUGUUGCAAUCCAUAACAUCGAUCUGGCACAGAGAGAGCACGCGAUGGCAGAUGGGACAUCCCAGACCGAUAUGCGGCGACCCGCUGCCCAGAAGGCCCUCUACUCGACAGCCAUGGAAUCCAUCCAAGGAGAGGCCCGGCGAGGUGGCACCAUAGAAACAGAUGACCAGAUGGGAGGAAUUCCAGCCCGCAAUGCGAAGGGGGAGAGGCUGCUGCUCUACAUUGGCAUCAUUGACGUGUUGCAGUCCUACAGAUUUGUCAAGAAGCUGGAGCACUCUUGGAAGGCCCUUGUACACGAUGGGGACACUGUAUCUGUGCACAGACCCAGCUUCUACGCUGAAAGGUUCCAACGGUUCAUGUGCAACACAGCGUUCAAGAAAAUACCACUAAAGCCAUCCCCUUCUAAGAAGAGCCGGUCUGGCACAGCAGUUCCUCGGCGGAGCUGUCAAGGAGGAGUGCCUUCCCAGUCGCACAUGUUGUGCGAGACAAAAGCACAAGUAAUGACAGAGGCGGAUAUAGAGCAAGGUUCCCACCUUGGUCGCCCAGAUCUCCUGCCCAGGACCCUGCCGGUAGACGAAGCUAACAGCGAUUCCAUUGCAACAACCCUCUCCACUUCUUCCUUGGGCAGCGGAGGCCUCAACUCGCCCGCAAAUAGCGGCUCCCCAGGGCCUUCCAUACCCGAGCGCUCCGCAGAGCUGAGAGAGCAGCUGGAAGACCUGCAAGAGACGGAGAUAAGCUUUUGAAGCAACACCAAGACUGCCACGAUGGAAGCAGAUUGUUCUGUGCUCUGCGUGGUCUGUGGAGUCUGACAAACGUUCAGCCCCUGUUGCUGAUUUUUUUUUUUUUUAAAAAGAAAUGUUAUCUGGACAGAAACCUACAAGCUGGAAGGCUGGGCUACACUUAGUGGGAUAGUAUUAACGAAGACCGAGCCAGCACAGCUGAGCAUCGGACACCUGGAAGUCUCCUUACAGCAGAGCCCACCACUGCGUCCCUGUUGUCCUCCUCUCUUUGAAGCCUGGCGGGAGCAAAGCCGGCUGUUGGGAGGAGGAGGAGGAACUGCUCCGCGUGGGCUGAAGCCCUCUGGAAAAGCGAUCUGGCUUUCAGGGGUUUAGCUGCUUAUGAUGCCGACACCACAAACCUUGCGAGAAUGGGCGGCUCUUCAGAGUUACUGGGGUGGAAACGGGCAUUAGAGCCUCGUUGGGGCAGUUUGCGACAGAGCAACAUGGUUUUAUUUUGUAUUUUAAACAAGUUUUUAAUUUAAACAUUUUUCUGAAUUCAGUCAUAUCACUUCUUUUUAGUCUUGCAAUAUAGUAAUUCUUUUUUUUUAAUAAAUAGGGUUUUUUUUCAGUGUUCCACCAGAGAAUAUCCCAUGUGAGAGAGGCAGAAAGGGGGAGCAGAAGCUGCACUGACUGUGGACGAGGUGCUCCUCUCCCCUGCCAGCUGCUCCUGGCUGCUGGAGUCGCCUCCAUUUUCAAUCUUGCAUUGCCCCGAGACUGACGAGGAGCGCGAGCGCUAGGCACUGUGCUGCGUUCCUCGGAGGACUUUGAAUGUGCGAAGCUUUUAAGACGUCAGGGAGGUUUUGGAUUGCUUUGGCCCCCCAGUUUUUAAACAAAGCCCUUUCGUCCCUUCCCCACCAAGCAGGGAGUCGCAGGUGAAGGGAUGUCUUUGUAAGGGGCACACUUUUUUUUAAAGUAUUUCUUAAGCAAACGGACCAAACCCAGCCUGCUCCGUUCCCUUCCCCUGCCCUCCGUCCUGCUGCGGGCACCACGUGCAAAACCCUUCCCGUUUUUAUAGCUCGGCUCCCUUUUGAUAUCUCGCCUGUAUUGUAGCCGUGGUCAACCCCGGUGCUCCCGGUGGCUUGAAACCAAGAUUCCUACAUAAAUGGGAUGGAUUUCUGCCUCCACAAAAGUACGGGGCAUUUUGAGUCCGAUUUUAAACAAAAUAAUAAGCUGAAAGGAGGAAUUGUUUUGCUGCCAUUUCCCUGCGGUGACGCCUGGCCCACGCUGGCUGCAGACGCUUCUCUAGAGAUGUCAGAGCAGAUGUUGGACUGAUCUUUAUUUUCACUAAAUGCUUUUUUUAAAGAAAUGAAGUGACUCUUCCCCAUGUUCCCGGUGGGUUAGAAUCCUCCGUUCUUUUUUAUAUAUAUAUAAAAAAAAGUAAUUUAAAGUUUGCCCUUGCGGUAGCGCAAGGGGUUUCUAUACUAAUUAGCAAUGACUGCUAAGGAAACAAAGAAUGUAGUGGUGUAGAAAGGGAUUUUUUUUAGUUGGUGUUUCAGAGCCAAGUCUCUUCCCACCUUCCACUUCAAGCUUUUAAAGUGGAUGUGACACAAGCUGAUAUUUUUUAAGAAAAAGCUUUUUUUUUUUAAAUUCUAUUUUUUUUUUUUCCCGAAAGACCCAAGAGGAAUGGCCUUACUCCGGGUAUCCGGAUCCCCAGGGGGUUUGUGGAGCGCGAGGACAGUCACUGUUCACAAACUGUUUGGUUCUCAAGGGCUCUCUCAAACCUUUCGACACCAAUUAACGUCACGACGAGACCCGUGAGCGGGAGGAAGAUCGGCUCGGGGACGCCUGUGUCAUCUCUGCUGGAUCUUCUCCCUCCCCUGUACCUCUGACUCGAUCCGACAGCUCACACUUUAUAGCUGAAGUAACUGUCUAUAUUAGACACUUGUUUCUUGUCUUCCCUCCUAACCCCUAUUUGUUUGUUUGGUUUUUUUUACCAGGAGGGAAGAAAACCAAGUCUCAAUUUUUUUUCAUGAUUUAAUAUUUAUGAAGUUGUAUUUAAGUGUUGUUGUUUUUUUCUUUUUCCUGGGGAUAGUUACUCAGCGAGUAGGGAGGUGGGGGGGUGGCGUUUAUA
Gavia stellata (red-throated loon) is the source of this 3709-nucleotide messenger RNA. RefSeq names its product phosphatidylinositol-4-phosphate 5-kinase type 1 alpha (gene PIP5K1A). NCBI's taxonomy places the organism in Eukaryota, Metazoa, Chordata, Aves, Gaviiformes, Gaviidae. Gene Ontology annotation, biological process: phosphatidylinositol metabolic process. The record is from RefSeq and is a predicted model, not a curated record. The coding region runs from base 31 to 1602 and encodes 523 amino acids. The transcript is spliced from 14 exons. Gene Ontology annotation, molecular function: phosphatidylinositol kinase activity.